GGACCUCCCGCGCGCCCUAGAGCGGCCGCGUGGGACCCUGUCGGCGGCGCACUUCCGCCCGCACGCGUCGCUGCCCCGCGGACUGCUGGGCCUCGGAACGGGCCUGCACCUCCCUCGGCUCUUGCGCGGGCCUCGGGGAGAGGGGUGGAAGAUGUCUAUGGAUGUGACGUUUCUUGGGACUGGUGCAGCAUAUCCAUCCCCUACUCGGGGUGCCUCUGCUGUGGUCUUUCGGUGUGAAGGCGAAUGCUGGCUCUUUGACUGUGGAGAGGGGACACAGACACAGCUUAUGAAAAGCCAACUGAAGGCAGGGAGAAUUACCAAGAUUUUCAUCACACAUCUUCAUGGAGACCAUUUCUUUGGCCUUCCCGGCCUCCUCUGCACAAUCAGCCUGCAGAGUGGCUCUGUGGUCACCAAACAGCCAAUUGAAAUCUAUGGCCCUGUAGGACUUCGAGACUUUAUCUGGCGAACCAUGGAGCUCUCUCACACAGAGUUGGUGUUCCCUUACGUGGUCCAUGAGCUGGUGCCCACAGAAGAUCAGUGUCCUACAGAAGUACUAAAAGAAUCUUCACAUGUCGAUAAAGCAACAGAGAGCCCCCCCUCUCCCAAAGAGGGACAAGGAAGAACGAUCCUAUUAGAUUCAGAAGAAAACUCAUACCUUCUGGUUGAUGAUGAACAGUUUGUUGUAAAAGCAUUUCGCCUCUUUCACAGAAUUCCCUCCUUUGGGUUUUCAGUUGUAGAAAAGAAACGCCCAGGUAAACUCAAUGCACAGAAGCUGAAAGACCUUGGUGUUCCGCCAGGUCCUGCCUAUGGGAAGCUGAAAAAUGGGAUCUCUGUUGUUCUGGAAAAUGGGAUUACAAUUUCUCCCCAGGAUGUCUUAAAAAAGCCUAUUGUUGGAAGAAAAAUAUGCAUAUUGGGUGAUUGUUCUGGGGUUGUAGGAGAUGGAGGAGUGAAACUGUGCUUUGAAGCAGACCUGUUGAUCCAUGAGGCAACCCUGGAUGACACCCAGAUGGACAAAGCAAAGGAGCAUGGCCAUAGCACACCUCAGAUGGCAGCAACGUUUGCAAAAAUGUGCCAAGCAAAGAGGCUGGUUCUUACUCAUUUCAGUCAGAGGUACAAACCAGUUGCCUUGGCCAGAGAAGGAGAAACAGAUGGCAUUGCGGAACUGAAAAAGCAAGCAGAAUCAGUGUUAGAUCUCCAAGAAGUGACUCUAGCAGAAGAUUUUAUGGUGAUUGGCAUUCCAAUCAAGAAAUGAAACAUAUUGACAUGUCUGUAAAUGUUACUGAACCUACAGUCCAGAUUUUUUUUUUCUUUUGUUUUUGUUUUUGGUCUGAAAUUAUUUUGGCCCUGAUAAUCCUAAAAAGGAUGGAGCUGCAUUAUUGAUCUGACUCAUUAGUGAGAGGGAGCAAGCUUUUUGAUAAUAAAUCAUUUUUAGAAGAAGAAAAAAAACCACCCAGCAUCCUUCUUAAAGUGCAUAUUUGACAAAAAGAUAGAUUUUGCAGGUAUUCUUCUCAUUUUCUGACUACUGCCACAGAUGUAAGCCAUGCAGUCCUGGGCUUAGCUUCUGCCCAGCUUUAUUGUAGUAAUUGGCAAAGUACACUGGAAUCGGCCUCUUGGCUAGAAAUGGUAUUUUGUCAGUUUGUGUUGAAUCUGCUCAUGUUAUUAACAGAAGAGAAAGAGCGAGUUACAAGACUUUGUAUAUGUAAUAUUACCAAUAGCAUGCAGUGGUUUUACUGGAUUAUUGAAUUCAGGGCUGGGCUAAGUGAUAUGUUAGUGUUUUGCUGAAAUUUUUGGUUUGCUCUUAGCCCACAAUUCUCAUCUGAGUACUGUCCUAGGAAUUUGGAAAUUGUGGGAAUGUUUUCUUCUCACAAUGACAGAGGGGUGGUAGUGAUAAUAUUACUGGUUUUAAUCCGCAGGGGUCAGGAAUGCUAGAUGCCCUGUAAAGUUUGGGUUAGUCCUGUAGAAUAACCUCAUCCCCAAAUGCAUAUUGCAGGCCUGUUGAGUUAUACAGCAAGUUAAAAUUUAUACUUCCAAUGUGAAUAUGCUUUACCAAAAUUAGUGACAUAUUGAGUUGAAUUACUAGGUAAGUUGAUCCAACAACAGAUCCUGAAGAUUGAAUAUGUCAGAAUUGGAAUGCUCUAUCAAAUAUUUUUUGAAAGAAAUGAGUCAUCAAGUGAAGCUUAUGAAUCUGGGGGUAAAAAGUGGUAUUUAUUACUGAGAUUUAAUUUACAUGUCCCCAUUAAUAAUAGAAAUAUAGGAUACCAUAAAAAUACCAUAUUUAAGAGUUAUCAGGAUAGAGGAAGGCAUAGAGUUCCAAACCAAAGGAAUGAACAAUCUAUUCAAUGAAAUAAUAUCAUAAAAUUUUCCAAACAUGAAGAAUGAAUUGGAAAAUCAAAUUUAAGAGGCUUACAAGACACCAAAUGUAUAAAAUCACAAGAGAUCCACACCAAGGCACAUUAUAAUGAAAAUUCCUAACAUACAGAAUAAGGAGAGAAUAAUUCUUUGAGCACAAACUUAAUAAAUGUUCCUCGUAGAAUAGCCUUUCCUUAUGAUCUUAUGUUCUGUGGAAAAUUAAUAUAGAAUGCUGAUUCAUUCAAAAGGGCUCCCUAAUUAAAUCAGUUUGGGGAAUGUUUUAUGCUCUGUGUCCCCUCUGGGACUGGGUUCGUGCCCAUCAACCUAUUAAAAACAGUAUUCUUUGGAAUGAUCACAAACCAGGUUGGGUGCAAGAAAGACCUGAUUUUAGAGUCCCAUUUUGUACUUUGUGUAGCACCUCUGUGUGGUCUAGAGCAGAUUACUUAUUCUCUCUUAACUUCUGGAGCUUGUUUAUCUCCAAAAUGGGGAUGGAGAGACUUGCUUGACAGGAUUGUUGUGACGAUUACAUGUGACAGUGCAGAUAAGGAGCCCAUUGGGUAAAGGCAUUGAGGAGGCCUGCAGUAGAGGGCUGUCAACUUUUUAUGAACUCCUUUUUCAAUGUUGUGUAUUAACAUCACAAGAACCUAAAGAGCUUUACGCUACACAAAUUUAGAAACAUUGUCAGAGUGUGUUCUCUCAAAAUUCUUUGGGUUCUCGGGUUUCUCUGGUCAAAAAUUUUGACUCCUGGAUGGUUAUGGAGAUGGCAUAGUAGUGAUGAUCAAGACAGCUCUGCUUGGGACUGGGGAUAUAGCUCAUUUGGGAGAGUGCUUGCCUCACAUGCACAAGGGCCAAGUUCAAUCCCAAGUACCAAAAAAAAAAAAAGCUCUGCUUCAGUUUUCAGGCAUCUCUAGAAUGGUUGGAUUCUGACUAGACUUUGCCCCCAAAGUGCCCAAAUUUGAUCAGCAUAGUGUAUCUUUGCUUCUAAACAAGCAUUAAUUAGACAUCUACUAUGAGCCCAAACCUGUACAUAGGGAAAGCCUAGGACUAGUAUCUCCACUGCACGAAACCCUUACGGGUAGAGACUAUGUCCUGGUCACCUCUAUAUUUUUAGAAAUGCCUACCUACAGUGAGCACUCAGAAAUGUUUUCUGAAUGAAUAAAGCCUUGAUGUCAUGAGAGUGCACAAAUUAGAACAUACUUAUGUGCCAAGCUCAUUUCAUUACUGUACUUUUCAGGAACUUAAACCACCUGGUAGGUGCGCCCGCUUCACUGAGUACCAAACAAGUGCUAAGCUUUAUUGUGUUGGGUGUACAUAAAAUGAGUAGACAAAAGGAGACACAUUUCUAGCCCUGACCUCAUAGUGUAAGGGUGGAUAAUAAACAAAAGUAAAUAUCUAGUAGCCUGGUGCUUAGUUUUGCUGCUUCUGGGCUUUAUUUGGUAGCUAGCUUGAGCCAUGCUCUUAGACUCAGGCUUUAUAAAUGUAUGUGGGCUGAGCCCUCCAACACCAAGGAAAGGAAUUGAGAUGUUGUUUUCCAUGGUGAGAAUUCUUUCUAGACCCUCUUUUGGCCUUGAGUUUGUUUUUAAUGCUAGGAGAAUUCUAAGAAUUUUUGGAGCUAGAAUUAAGAAUGAAGUGUAUGUUCAACUUAACCUGUAAUCUACUCCUGGUGAUACAUUAGUAGGAGGGAAGAGGGGUAAUAAUGUGCCAUGUUCCUCCAAGCUUAUUUGAUCACUGAACCCUCUUUUUGCCAAGGAACAUCUUGGGAUAUUGAGAAAUACUAUUCCUUAUUACUUCUAAAAUGAUUAUAGUUUUAUGUUUUACCAGCUCGAUUUAUGGAGGUAAUGAUUUCCAUAUCUACACUUGGUAUAGUGCUUUCUUUGUCCUACAUUGACUUUCAGUUGCCAGGAAUUCAUAGAUACCUACUUAUUUUAGGUUAAAAAAAAUGCACUUUCUAGUUCUCAGAAGUUGUUUAGACUUGUUCAAAUGGAACCUAAAUCAACUGUUGCUAAUACUCAUGCCUCAUUAAUGUGCUUUGAAUAAACUUUGAAUCAUAAAAGUGA
Messenger RNA from Marmota monax (woodchuck), 4406 nucleotides. It is a transcript of the gene Elac1, whose product is annotated as elaC ribonuclease Z 1. Gene Ontology annotation, cellular component: nucleus. Bases 152 to 1252 code for a protein of 366 amino acids. Lineage: Eukaryota; Metazoa; Chordata; Mammalia; Rodentia; Sciuridae. The transcript has 4 exons. Gene Ontology annotation, molecular function: 3'-tRNA processing endoribonuclease activity. The record is from RefSeq and is a predicted model, not a curated record.